GCGUCAGUGGGGAAACAGAGCAUGCGUAGAAAAUGCGGAAGUGAUGAGGCAGCCGCUAAGCUGGAGAAACAAGGGAUUUUUUGCCAGCAGGGUUUUGCCGAAGGGUUUUUAUGCAUUUCAAACGUGUAAAAAAGGUCAUGGAGCUACGAGAAAGAUGAAUUCCCUGUCAUGGUGAUUGAGAAGCAAAAUGGGAGUGUGCUAGUGCAUCUUGGGCCCAAGCUCCAGGCCUAUCCUGAGGAAUUAGUCUCGCAGCGUCAUGGUCACAAUAGGCAGACUGAAUACCUGAUUCGUUGGCAUGUUCUCAGCUCAGAGAAUGGUUCUGGAAGCACCACAAGCACUUCUUUGAUUGAAAGCAAAAUGGAGAACAUCCUGAUGUGGAUGCCUGCAGACGAUGUCUCUGCCAACUGCCCAACACUCUUAGGCAAGAGGAAACCCAAGAAGCAACAACUAGAGCAGAGAGCAUCUCACAUAUUCUCUCCAGAGGUCACGCUGGAUGAAGCCUCUCUUUUGGAGAUGAAGAAGGAUGUCAAGAAUCUGGUACAGAGAGCCUCUUGGCAGAUGGAGAGUAGCAUGGUUCCCCAGUCAUCCAUCUUGAACACUAUCCAUGUACUCAGUGCCUAUGCCAGUAUCCCUUCAUUGAUGGGCGUGUUCAAGGAAACAGGCGCCCUUGAUCUGCUGAUGAAGAUGCUGUGUCACACAGAGAAACAGAUCCGUUGCAGUGCUGGCAAAAUGCUCAGGGCUCUGGCUUCCCAUGAUGCAGGAAGCCGAGCCUACGUUCUCUUGUCAUUGAGCCAGCAGGAUGGCAUUGAACAACACAUGGACUUUGACAGUCGCUGCACUCUCCUUGAGCUAUUUGCAGAAACAACAUCGUCAGAGGAACAUGGCAUGUCUUUUGAAGGGAUUCCUCUUCCUCAGAUCCCAGGGAAGCUGCUCUUCUCCCUGGUGAAGCUUUACCUGUGUGCCACGUUCCUUUUGGACAAGCUCAACAGCACCGCAGAGCGAGCAGUGGGGAGUGACCACUUUGUGAUCUCCAGUGCAAGCUCUGAGGGAAAGAAGAAGCUGCUGCGUGAAUUUGAUUUCAGUAUGGCCAUGGCCCAUCUCAUUUCAGAGCUGGUCCGAGUUAUGGGCUGGGAUCACGGCCUGAAUCUUCGCCACUGCAGAGCAAAGCAGCCUCGAGGGAUUCAAUCAAUCUUCCAGCGCCAGAUUCCCACCUGUGCCUCCAUCCCAUCAGACACACCAUUAAACCACAAGGAGGAAAGUACAUUCAAGUCACGUUCAGCCUUCCCCAGUCGCAAUUGUUACAUGGAGUACCUGAAGGAAAAACUGGUGCAUGGCAUGCGUGUGCGUAUGUUGGAAAGCUAUGAGAAGGUCUCUGCAGGAGAUGAGGGUGAAUUCCUCCAGAGCAAUAAUGGCACUCCUCCACUCCAGGUUUAUUGGGAGUCCUUGGGCCGCACGUAUUGGGUGCAUUGGCACAUGGUUGAAAUUGUAGAUUCAUCCAGGUGUGCAGAUCAAGAAGCCCAGAAAAUGGUUUCCAGCCUUACACAGAUUCUGAGAGAAGACACAGUUUACUACAAACCACUUGGAGGACUCUACUCCUUGCUAUAUCUGAGAGAUCAGAUAAAUGAAGAGUCUGGGAACCUGAAUCGGGCUGAAUGGUGGGAGCUGCUCUUCUUUGUUAAGAAGCUAGAACUCUCCAAACAGCAGGAACUUCUUGAGUUCAUCCAACAGAACCAAAAGAUGUCGGAGCUAGAUGAAGAGGGCCUGAUCCAGCUGUCAGUAUCAGUAGAGUUGGCUCAACAAGUGUUGCGUAUCCUGAACAACCACUGCCAGGGUUGCACCCGAAGUGAUCUGCAGAGUUCCCAGGUCUAUCUCAAGUAUUCCACUGGCAAACAAAGGACAGAGCAGAACUGCCAACAUGUGAAUGGGGUCCCAGCAAACUGUGAUGGCUUCUCCGAAGAUUUGCCAUCCAAGAAACCGAAGAAGAAGUUGGUAUCUGCUGAAGUGCCAUCUCCAGCUACAACCAUGGUAGAAAAGACUGAUAUACAGCUAACUAAUGAUCUCCUCAAAGUGGAAGGACUUUCCUUCCCAGAGACCCUGGAUGAGAAAAUGAAGGCUUUCUGCAGUGUGAAGAUGGUAGGGAAGAAAAGUAGUUUGGAGCAGCUGGCCGAUGCCAUGGAGAUGAUCCAGAAGUCUAGUAAUGACAUGGAAUUUCAGAUGGCUGGUCUCAAAUUCAUUACCAAAAUCUUGGAGGAGAAACCUGGGCAAGAACAGCAAGAGAAGCAACUUCUCAAACCAGAGAGUGAACUCAGUAUUAGGGAGAAAAUAGUAAAGAGGCUGGUGGAGUUGCUGAGCUACCGACGGAAGGAAGAAGUGUUCAUGGUGUUGGCGCUGCAGGUGCUUUAUAGGCUCAUGGCAAAAUACGACUGGCGCAUACUCUUUGCCAGUCAAGGUGGGCUGAGCUCUGUACUGCACUGCAUGCAGGAGCAUCCAAUGGCAGCACCAGUGCAGCAAGCAGGACUUGCAGUCUUAAAGGUCCUGUUGGGUGCUGGAAACUGUGACUUACCAGGUGCUUGCAGGAAGCCCUACCCUCUGGACCACUUUGCUGUCCAGAUGAUGCAAGAGAUCUUUGCCAACAUUGGCUCUUCAUCCAGCAAGGAUCCUGACAACUUGCUCCGUGCCAUCCCAGCAGCGAUCAAGAAGAUGUUAACCACUCCUGGGGCCUCGGCAGCAGUUCAAAAUGGGCUCCUGGUGCUCAACAAGCUGACCAACUACUGCAAGGAUCUUGUAAAGCAGCUGGAAAACUAUGGCCUCCUCUCAGUUCUGCAAAGCUGUUGCCAGUCAGAUGAAAGCUCAAAUAUGAUUCUGGCUCAGAUCGUGUUGAGACGUGUGGCGGAAUCUAAGUUACUACUGAGCCAAGAGAGCACAGAGCUUGCAGCCCCCCUUAACACUAAGGAUAUGAACCUUGGAAAACUUGUGAGCAACCUACGUGCCAACUUUGUUUGCAAGGAGAUAGUGGAGCACUGUCUCUGUGCUUGGAAGAACCAUCCAGAGGAAGACUUCCAUGAAUUUCUGUUAGAUGUCCUUCUGCUUAUAGACUUGGCCAAUCUGGGAUCUGAAAAGGAUGUACAGCUGGAAGUCUUAAGGAUUUUGAACAAAUGUUUGGAUAAUUCCCAGAAAGAAAGUGGGCCAUGGCAUAAGACUAUUGAGCCUUGCUUGUCCUCUAUGAAUAUUCAUAUAAAUGACCGAGAGAUCAUUCAGAAGUUCACCCAUUUCUUGUACCGUCUGGCCACCCUCAACAAAGAUUGUGCCGUUCUCAUGUGCUGUAUGGGUGCACAGGACAUCUUGACUAAAGUUGUAGAGAAACACAGUUCCAGCCUGUUGUGGGUGACGGAACUAAGGGAGAUCCUGGGCAAGUGUGAGAAGUAUGCCAGCUUGUAUAAGACGAUGACAGUCAGCAUCCUGGCUGGAUGCAUUCAGAUGGCUUUAGGGCAGAUAGAAGAACAUAGGCGGGGUCAUCAACCUAUCAACAUCCCUUUCUUUGAUGUUUUCCUACACAAUCUGUGUCAAGGCUGCAGUAUGGAAGUAAAAGAGGACAAGUGCUGGGAGAAAAUAGAAGUUUCUUCCAACCCACAGAUGGCCAGCAAAUUGACCGAUGGGAACUCCAAAACCUUUUGGGAGUCAAAUGGCAGUACUGGCUCCCACUAUAUCAAUGUCUACAUGCAUCGUGGGGUGGUUGUCCAGUAUAUGUCUCUGUUGGUGGCCAGUGAGGAUGCCAGCUACAUGCCAGCCCGGAUUAUGGUCAAGGGAGGGGAGAGCGCCUCCAGCAUCAGCACCAAGCUCAAUAUGGUGAGCAUCCCACCAUUGGCCAGCAAGGUGAUCCUCUUGGAGAACAUGAGUUGCUUCUGGCCCAUCAUACAGAUCAAGAUCAAACGCUGUCAGCAGGGUGGCAUUGACACACGCGUUCAUGGCCUCAAAGUUCUGGGCCCCAAGCCCACUGUCUGGCCCAUCUUCAAGGAGCAGCUGUGCAGACGCACCUCUCUCUUCUACACCACCAAGGCCCACACAUGGUGUCAGGAAAUUUCUGAAGACCGGAUGCAGCUGCUGCAUCUCUUCAACAGGUUGAACAGUGCCUUGCGCCACGAGCAGGUGUUUGCCGAUCACUUCCUUCCUGAUGAUGAGGCUGCCCAGGCCCUGGGAAAGACCUGCUGGGAGGCUCUGAUUACUCCUGUGGUGCAGAGCAUCACCUCUCCAGACCCCAGUGGCAUCAGUCCUCUGUCAUGGCUCCUCAGCCAAUACUUGGAGAAUUUGGAGAUAGCCCGUAAAGCCAAGAGCCGAGCUGCCAUCUUCAACUCCCGUGUUCGGCGUCUGAGUCACCUUCUGGUUCAUUCAGACUCUAGCAGUCCUGAGCCUGAGGAGCUGAAGCCCCCUGUGAAAUCCAAUGUGAAGAAUGAGAUGAUCAAGGAAUCAAGCUCUGGGGCUGCCAAGACAGUUGUGAACAAGCCUAGCAGCACAACAGACAUCACACAGUGCUGGAAAGGUGUGGUCCAACAGCAGGUGAAGUGGUUCCUGGAGACCUCCUGGCAAACCUCGAACUUCGUGGAGCAGUAUUGCAACACUUACCUACGCCUCCGAACAGCCAUGGAAGAGCUUUUUGGGCAGCAGAUGUCCUUCAUGUUGGCCUUGCGCCAUGGCUUCUCUGGGGCGUUGCUGCAGCUCUCUUUCCUGAGAGCCAUGCAUGUGAGUGAGCAGUUUGCCCGUUACAUCGACCGCUGGAUCCGAGAAAGCUGGGGAGAUUCAGGCAACGUGGAAACCCUGUGGCACCUGCAGCAGAGCCUGGAGCCCAUCCUCUUCUUGGCAGGCCUGGAGUUGGCCAACACCUUUGAGCACUUUUACCGGCUCUACCUGGGAGACCGGCUCCUGUCCCAGGGCAAGUCAUGGCUGGAGUGUGCUGUGGUGGAGCACAUUGGGCUCUGCUUCCCCAACCGUUUGCCUCAGCAGAUGCUGAAGAGCCUGAGUGAGCUGGAGGAGCAGCAGCAGCAAUUUCACCUCUUCCAGCUGCAACAACUUGACAAGCGUCUGCUUGAAUUCGACCAUGAUGGGAAGUGUGAAGAAGAGGAAGAAGGAGAGAUGAAGAAGGAUGAGGAAUCAUUUUCUCACAAGGAAGAGACAGAGGUGAAAGUUCUGGUCCUGUCUCCACGCUGUUGGACCAUCUCUCCACAUUGCUACCUGGAGGAGCCUGCCAAUUUUUUCCCAUCAUCCCUCAGUCAGCAGCUGGACAGGUUUGCAGACUUCUACACGCAGAGCCAGAGUCGCUUUGGGCUGGAGCAUACAAAUCUACGGCAUUUUCAGUGGACAUGGCUGGGACAUGCGGAGCUUGAGUACCAGGGCUGCAAACUGCAUGUGUCUACACUGCAGAUGUACAUCCUUCUGUGCUUCAACAGUGCUCAGGAAGUUUCUGUGAAGACUUUAUUGCAAGUCACAGGUCUCUGCCCUGUCCUCUUGAAUCAUGCCCUGAAAACUCUGGUGAAGGAGAAUGGGAUCCUCUGCCAGAGUCACAGUAUCUUGAAGCUUAAUCAAGUUCAGCUGUCUGGCCAACACUUGUGGCUGUUGCCUAGACCAGAAUAUCUGAAUGUAGGAGGGGAUGAGGGCCAUACUUUGAAGAAGAAGAGGGACAUCAUCUGCUCCCUUCUCAUCCAGAUUCUGAAAGAGGAGAAGGAGAUCCACAUUGACAAACUCUUGUUCAAGGUGAUAGACGCCUAUCAGAAAAGGGAGCAUGGCUCUACACCAAGGCUCACGGGUGUCUUCUUCAGCAGUGCUGAUGUCCUGUCCUGCAUCCUGCACUUACUGAACCAGGGCUCUGCUCAACGGAAGGAAAACCAUCCAGAGUUCUUGGAAUAUGUCUCCACAGAGUGCUCCACCCAGGUCCUGCCAAAGAACCAGCUUCAGGCCACCUUUCAAACUGUACAGAUCAAAAAAGUAUGCAAUGUGCCCUCUGUGGAAAAGAGACAGACAUUCUCUACUUUUAGGUAGAAGUGGUUACUGACUUGGCAUGAGUGACUAUCUGAGAGCGCCCUUUUGGUGGCUGGGGUUGACAGGGUUGCUUGUGCUCUUCAAUGCCUUAUUUACUUACAAGCGUGUCUGUAGAGAUCUUGCUUCCUGGGUGGCCAUCCCUCAUUGAACUAGUUUAAAAAUUAUGAUUGUAUCAAGGAGCCAUGUGGGGACCAGUAGCACUGCAGUGAACAUAGCCAGUUCCCUCCUGGAAAGAGAAACAGAGUGAAUUGUCAUUGCAAGUGGCAAUCUCCCAGAAAGUGGAUGUUGUCCGUGAACCAAGUGAGCUGUGCUUUCAUUGCCGGACUGCAGUGCACUUGCCAGCAGUUGGCACGUUAUUCCAUGCCAUGGAAGAUAACAGGAACAGCCACAGCCUUUCCAAAAUGGGCAGAAUACCUUGUGUUUAUAAAAUCCAGACAUCUGCCUUAUUAUGCAACUGAUGCAGAACAUGGCAAUUUUGCCCUUUCUUUACAUUGACUUCAUAACAGAUGGAUUAUGACCUUCCUCCUACCACAGGGCACAAUCUCCAAGUCAUGCCUGCAGUUUUGUGGAGGAGCAGCUCCCAUCCAUCGGUAUGAUGAUCCUGCUGCAGAAUAAGGGUGGCACCUAAUUUGCAUUGCAACCUCUAUUAUUCAGGCUGCUUCUGGCUUUUUGUAAUAUCUCUCUUAUUUCUUCAAAGUCUUCUCUUUGGUCAGUGAGGAGGGGCUUCCUUAGCACUCUCUGUUUUAAAUAUUGUCUUUCCCCUUUUCUGUAGACAUCCAGUGUAAGAUGUGUUCAUCUUGCCUGACGGGUUAGAAUUCAAAGACAUAAUUGUGUUAAGUCUGGAAUAUAUGUAUGCAAAUGGAUCUUGUAGCACCUUAGGGACUAACUGAGGGAAUGGAGUUGAUAGCAUGAGAUUUUGUAGACAACGUUUAUUUCCUCAUGUGUCGGAAGAAUACACUUAGUCUAUGAAAGCUAAUGCUACCCACUUUGUUCUCAGUCUCUACGGUGCUACAAGAUCCCUUUGCAUACAGUCAUAUUGUCUGUCAGCCUAAUGAAUGCAAUUUGGGAGGGACUGAGUGGAAGGAAUCUGUAGGGUAGAGUGUAAAGCUGACACCUUUCCCUUUACAAGGAAAGUAAUAGCCUUUGAGAAGACUUCAACUUGCAGCAAAUUAUUAGAACUGGCCAGAAGAGGUCAGUGUAGAUUGUAUAUGUGGAAUUAGUUGCUACCAUCAGUUGCCUUCCUGAACUCUUAAUAAAAGAAAAUUAGAAGA
This is a messenger RNA of Anolis carolinensis (green anole), 7301 nucleotides long. RefSeq names its product cullin-9. The transcript is spliced from 30 exons. Bases 169 to 6030 code for a protein of 1953 amino acids. Gene Ontology annotation, molecular function: ubiquitin protein ligase binding. The record is from RefSeq and is a predicted model, not a curated record. Gene Ontology annotation, biological process: ubiquitin-dependent protein catabolic process. Lineage: Eukaryota; Metazoa; Chordata; Lepidosauria; Squamata; Anolidae.